Messenger RNA from Cylicocyclus nassatus, 1332 nucleotides. The record is from the annotation of a GenBank genome assembly. NCBI's taxonomy places the organism in Eukaryota, Metazoa, Nematoda, Chromadorea, Rhabditida, Strongylidae.
AUGGAGGGUCAUCCAGGCAUUUGGACGCAUACGGAGCGGUCGUCUGUUCUUCACAUCCGUAUUCAUACGACUUCUACGAUGGGCGACGACGGACGUCAACCGCCACAGGACACGUACGAAGAUUUACACGAGGAAGAGGUGUUUGCAGAGGAAAUGGCACCGGCACAACCCGAAUCUAUUCGAUUGGAUCGACGCGAUCUACGGAGCACUCUGGAUGCUAUCAGGUCGGAAAACCAGUUUCCUUCUACCCCUUCUGCACCUACCUUCAAACGUGAAGGCUACGCACGUCAACAUGAUUUUAACUUGUCGAUUGUCAGAAAACUUGUUCCUUUGCAAGAUUGCCAAGAGGUAGGCGCUGUGAUCUCUUCCGUCAUACAGGAUCUAACUGUUAGAAAUGAAACUUUGAAAAUCGCUGAUGGUCACCCUGGUGUUUUCCAGUUUUUAGACAAUAAAAACAAAUCAGAGUCUCUCAGAGUCACAGACCCUAGGCUGAGUGAGUUUCUCGAAUCCGUGAAACCCAAAGAGGAGUCUACUUCAAGGAAGAGAAAAGCGGUGCCACCCCCUUUCGAAAGCGGGAAGCAGCUUGGCCACCUGCUUCCCGCUCUUUCCAGUACGAAGCCGAAGGCCCCUCGUCUUUCCCAAGCUACGACAGUCGCUUCAAGACCCACUAUGGAUACCAACCGUAUUUCGAAAGAAGUCGCACGCGCAGAGAGGAGUACUCCCCGCCGCAUCGCUCGGAUCACAGAUUCCAACGAGAACUGGACAGAAGAAAGAUCGAGUGUAGGACCUGUGGACAAGAAGGUCAUUGGUGGCGAGAUUGCCCAAAAAGAAAAUAGAGAAGUGCUCUCGAGCAGGCAACUUUCCCAGCCAGCGUCCCUCUCUGCACAUUCACCCUCUAUUUGUCGCGACAGUUCAUCCUGCUCUCAUGCAGUCGACGUCGUUCGGGCCGAUCUCACGAAUGCGGGAUUCUUCUUCGCUGAAGGGAAGUGCAGCCGGACCCUGACACAAAUGUCAGGCUGUUUUCCUUGCCCCAACACAGCUGGAGUCGACGCAUUCGAGCAAUUAUCGGCUUGGACGGAAGGUCUCCUAUGCACCACGUUUCUACGAGGGAGCAGCCCUGACAGCCGUGGCGAAUCGACUAGGCUUGGAGACUGUCGGCUCAAAGCGGAACGCAGAACAGCCCCGGAGGUGAAGCAUCGACCCAAAAUAGAUCAGAAAUCUAUGCGAACUUUGGUUCUUGAAGGCCUUUCGUCGACAGAUGCUAAGGGGUGGCGUGGCUUCUCUCGCUCUCAGUUUGGGCUGCCAGCAAGCCACAGUGAUGCAAGCCGGUAG